This is a messenger RNA of Varanus komodoensis (Komodo dragon), 3457 nucleotides long. RefSeq names its product phospholipid phosphatase 3 (gene PLPP3). NCBI's taxonomy places the organism in Eukaryota, Metazoa, Chordata, Lepidosauria, Squamata, Varanidae. Gene Ontology annotation, biological process: phospholipid metabolic process; phospholipid dephosphorylation; canonical Wnt signaling pathway. Gene Ontology annotation, molecular function: phosphatidate phosphatase activity. The transcript is spliced from 6 exons. The record is from RefSeq and is a predicted model, not a curated record. Bases 606 to 1547 code for a protein of 313 amino acids.
GAAACCAAACAGUUCCAUCUCAGAGCAUCGGUGGCGGCGGCGGCACAAGCUUCCAGGCCGAAGCUUUGGGGUUUCCACGCGGCUGCGGGCAAGUUGCUUUGCACGAUCGUCUUUCUCAUUCAUUAGCAAGGACCUGGCUUGCUUGCUUGCUUGCUUUCUACGGAGCUGGCUGUAAGCCGGGAUUGGUCGGAUUGCCGAUCACGCUGGGCAAAACUUUUCCAACUUUUUUUUACUCCUUCGAAUGUUAUAUUAAAGAGAGAAACUUGUAAAAUCUCCACAAGAACUUGGUAACAAGCAAGGGGCGGGCAGGGGGAACUCACACAACUUCUCCUAUCCGAAAAAAAUUACAAGAAACAACCACCACCUUCUACAAACUCCAAAGGACCCGCGCAGCAAGUCUGCCCAAACAACAAAAGCCUGCUAAACACCCCCCCCCCCAAACUCUCCUCCUCCUUCCUGCAGCAAAGAUCCCAAGAAGCCAGCGCCGUUCCAUCCCUCGCCUGGAUUUUCCUUGUUCUUUACUUGCCCUCGCAUCCUACAUCUAACAUCGGCGAGCUAGAAAAGGAGAUUGCUUGGAAGGGCAAGUCCCCCCACCACCACCCAAAAUGCAGAAUUACAAGUACGACAAGGCGAUCGCUCCGGAAAGCAAGAACGGGGGCAGCCCUGCCUUGAACAACAACCCGAGCAAAAGUCCCAGCAAGAAAGCUUUACUGAUUUGCCUCGACCUCUUCUGCCUCUUCAUGGCUGGCCUUCCAUUUCUGAUCAUUGAAACAAGCACAAUCGCACCCUAUAAACGGGGAUUUUACUGUAAUGAUGAAAGCAUCCGGUAUCCUCUGAAAAGUGGAGAGACCAUCAACGAUGCUGUUCUUUGUGCUGCAGGAAUUCUUAUUGCUAUCCUUGCUAUUAUAAUAGGAGAGUUCUAUCGGAUCCAUUACUUGAAGGAGACAUCCCGGUCCUUCAUCCAGAACCCGUACGUGGCAGCUUUGUACAAGCAAGUGGGCUGUUUUGCCUUUGGUUGUGCCAUCAGCCAGUCCUUCACAGAUAUCGCCAAAGUGUCAAUUGGACGCCUGAGGCCAAAUUUCAUUGCAGUUUGCAUGCCGGAUGUUACAACGAUUAACUGCUCCCACGGUUAUAUCGAAGAGUAUCAGUGCCUUAAUCCUGAUCAAAAUAAAGUCCAGGAAGCCAGGAAAUCAUUCUUCUCUGGCCAUGCAUCCUUUUCUCUAUAUACCAUGCUUUACUUGGUGCUGUACCUGCAAGCCAGGUUCACUUGGAGAGGAGCCCGCCUGCUGCGCCCCCUGCUACAGUUUACGCUGAUUAUGAUGGCGUUUUACACAGGACUUUCUCGUGUGUCUGAUCACAAGCAUCAUCCAACAGAUGUCCUGGCAGGCUUCACACAAGGGGCCCUGGUGGCUUAUUGCAUAGUGUUUUAUGUCUCAGACCUCUUCAAGCAGAAAACAAAGAUUUCGCAGCCUCCUCCUCCAAUCCGGAGGGAGAUACUUUCACCUGUGGACAUCAUUGACCGGAACAACCAUCACAACAUGGUGUAGACAUUUGACAAAUAUAAUUUUAUUUUUUAUUUUUGCAAAACGACUGCUGACAGCAACUACCUGCUGCUCUCAAUCUCAUCAGACAGUAGAAUGUAGGGAGAAACUCUUGCCUGACCAAUAAGAUCUUGCUCUGUGGCCUUUUUACACAACAUUUGCAUAAAAUGGAUGUUGUUCAACUAAGUCAAAGGCAACAAUUAUGAAAUGAAUCCAGACAUGAUGCAGGAAUUCUAAAUGUGCAAUUGGCUGAGUGUUCAUGUUGUAGUGAACGCUGAAUUGUUCAUAGCUUAAUGAACACUAAAUGAUUACUAGGAAACUGGCCAUCUCUGCUUCUUCUGCUUCUUUUGUUUUAAACUAUGAAAAUUUCCAAUUCCUGUUAAGAGAAAUGGGGAGAAAAACUCUCAUCACCUAUAUUAUAGCACUAUCUACCAGAAAUAAGCACUGAUUCGUGAAUUGUGAUUACUUUCUAAGGGUAACCUUUUUUAUUGGUUUUUCUUCACUCCAUACUGUGACUUAACUUUUGGUUUAGGAGAAGCAUACCAGGUAAACUGCCAGAAAGGUGUCUUUUCCCACUGCACAAUCUGAUGCCUGAGAAGCAUAAAUGAGUCCACUUGUUGAAUGGAAUCCAACCUAAUUAAGAUUAAGAUAAUCUUAAUUAUCCCUUAUAAUUAAUAUAUCCUUAAUCAUAAGAGUCAUUCUGUAUUUUUUCAUUAAUCUGUGAUUAGCAGCACGGCAUCCUUCUUGUUCCUCUUAUCUCUCAAGCUUUGGAGAACAGUGGAAUUGCCAAAUAAGGGAUACUCAAGUUGCAUGGAACCCCCAUACCUCUGGUAUAUAAUCUUAACAAUACUGCAUGAAAUAUUCACAUUUCCCUCUGUGGCCCACAAAAAUCUUUCCCCUGGUUCCCACUGACACAAACAAAGACCAAAAGUAUCUUCUGAAUGGUAGCCCAUUUUGGACUCACAAAAUAUGAUUUUGUUUGUGGUCAGACUUAUUGAUGUAUAUUAGCGCUAUGGGCUCUGGGGUCGAGACUCAGAACAUUAAGCUUCCGGGUAUAGGGUGGACUGCUGGACGGGACCCUCCUCACCUGAUAGUCAAUCAAAUCCCUUGUAAGAUUCUGUGGCCUAAAGGAAAGGGAUCCUUGUAAGCUCUUCAUGAGAGUCCAUCCUUCCCCAAACUGGAAUCCUCUAGGAAUAUUCAAAAAGAAGUCCCAUCAUUCCCACUUCCCUAGCCCUUGAUUGUGCUGGCUGGGUAUGGUGGGAGUUAGGGGGCAACAGGUUGGAGAAGGCUGCAUUAGACAACAGGCUGAAUGCUGCUUUCAGCAACACAGAGUGCACGCAAAAAGAAACCAAGAGCAGAACGCUUUCUGCACUUUCAGGUGGAAUUCUGAAAGGCGGAUCUUUUUAGAAACCUUUAAGAACUAAACUGGUAACGCUAACCAAGCAGACUGGCCUUUGCACAUCUUGUCAUGCCAAUCCGUCCUAUCAUUUCAAUUCUAGCAAGCUAUGACUUUUAUAAAUAUAUAUAUAAAUAUAUAAAUAUUAUAUAAAUAAUGUAUAAAACAUUAAAAUUAACUAUGUAAAAUAUUAUUUCUGAAGCGAUUUUAAAUAUAUCCACUAUGAUUAUAAACUGUGUUUUUACCUGUGUUAUUUACAUGUUGCUGCUUAAAAAAAAGCAUUGACUUAAUUUUUUAUAGUCGACUAAAAUAUUGUAGUUCUGUGGUAGCAAUAUUUGAAUGAAAAUAACAACUAAAGACAAUUGUAUAAAAUCAUAUUAAAUUGUCUGUAUUUUUGUAAUGUUUCUGUGUAAAAAGAGGAAUAUGCAAGACUUUUUGUAGAAUACAGAAUUAAAGUUUGUAUUUGCAAAAAUAUUGCUGUAUAAAUGUGCUUCAUCAAUAAAUGUAGGAGGAAAAAUUA